Aspergillus bombycis is the source of this 654-nucleotide messenger RNA. RefSeq lists its product as uncharacterized. Lineage: Eukaryota; Fungi; Ascomycota; Eurotiomycetes; Eurotiales; Aspergillaceae. The record is from RefSeq and is a predicted model, not a curated record. The coding region runs from base 1 to 654 and encodes 217 amino acids. The transcript has 2 exons.
AUGAAGCCAGUUUCUUUUGCCAAUACACUGUAUCUUCUCCUGCCAUUGCUGGCCAGUGCACUGCCAGCCCCGAUCACAGGACGAGGGAUCCAUUCGGAGGGCACGAGCAUCACGGCCCAGCAAAUCAUAGCCAUCGCACCAAGUUCCGCGCAAUCCUGCACAAGUCGCGCUGACAAGAGUGCUCCUACCGAGUGCGCCGAUGCUGAACAAGUGGCCACGAAUAUUGCCAAGUCGUUUGAGAAGUACCAGGUCACGAGCCCUGCUGAGCAGGCGGCUGUGAUUAGUUUGUUGGCCUUGGAGAGUGUCGAAUUCCUCUAUAAUAGAAAUAAAGUUCCUGGCGUAGCAGGACAAGGAACCCGGAAUAUGCAGUCACCGGCCUUCAACUCCAAAUAUGCAAAGUCACUGAACGUAGCAGUGUCCAGCGAUGCGGCUCAAACCCUUGACAAGUUGGUGGAAAAUCUGGAGUGGGAUUUCGGCUCUGGAGCCUGGUUCCUGACCACGCAAUGCUCGGCAGAUGUGCGCAGUGCGUUGCAUGCCGGCUCAGAGACGGGCUGGGAGCGCUAUAUCACCGAGUGUGUGCAGACUCAAGUUACCGAUAAGCGGAAGGAAUACUGGCAGAAAGCAGUGGAAGCGCUGGGUGUGCAGUCCUCUUGA